AGACGAGGAAGACUUGCUUUGUCAUCGUUCGGCACCAAUCAGCGAGCUGGUCUCACGGUCUUAGCCCCGCCCACCGGAGAAACCGCCAUCACUAAAUCCAAAACAAGAGUUGCCGUCUGCGGAGCUUCGCCUACAAGUGUUGUGGCCCAGGAUCCUGCGGGGUAGCCGAGCCUGACUUGUGUGUCGUCUGUGGAGCAGCUGGCAGCAUGAGUGAUGCAGAGGAAGCCAGGGAGACGGGGAUGGACGAGUCCAGUCCCGACCUCGGCAGAGCCAAGCUGUCCGCGGCGGGACAGAUCCUGGAGGGUAAACGCGCCAAGAAGACGGUGGAGAGACUCGACUUCCAGGCGCCCGAGCAGAAGAAGCUGAAGAUCGGAGAAGGAAGUGGAGAGAAACUGGGCGACAUCCCCAGGACGAACUACCAGAUCACCAAGAUGAAGCCGGCGGACCUGAAGACACUUCACACCAUCCUGUUCGACCGCCCGGGCCAAUCAGCGAGCAUCAAGAAGACCCUGCGGCUGUUCAACGGUUUCGGCUUCGACGAGAAGAGCGAGCAGUUCUCCAAGAAACGGGAGAAGCUUCUGAAGAGCUCAAACUUGACCAACAGCAAGCUCAAGGUGGUCUGCAGCGUCCUGGACCUGGAGAAGAAGGGGACGCACUCGGACCUGGUGGAGCGGAUCCUCACGUACCUGGUGUCGCCCAAGAACAGUGGCAAGCGUUUGCCAGUGAAGAAGAAGAAGAAGUCCAAGAAGAAGCUCUCAGGCGAUGACUCCGCCACGAAAGCCAAGAAGAAGAGCAGCAAACCCAAACCCAGCUCCUCGUCGAGCCCCAAGAAGUCCAAGUCAGCCAGCAAGUCCAAGGCUAUCGUGAUGGACUCCAGCAGUGACGAGGAGGAAGACGAGAAGGCCGAGGCGGCGACCGAAGCUGAGGGUUCGGAGGAUGAGGAGAAGGCGUCCGACAAAGACCUGGACCGGUCUGAGAAGUCGGAGCAGUCCAGCCAGCAGGACAGCGAGGAUGAGGACGAGUCUCCAAAACCAAAGUCGGGGAAAAAGGCGGCCGCCAAGAAGUCCACGCCAGUGAAGAGGGCCAAGACGCCGGCCAAGAAGGCGGCGCCACCGAAGAAGCGGGCGAAGAAGGACGAGUCGGACGGCAACAGCAGCGACGCCGACGAGAAGCCCAAGAAGAAACCCGCAGCCAAGACCAAGAAGGCCGACAGCAGCAGCAGCAAGACCACCAACACAGCCGACGACAGUUCGGACGACGAGCCACUGAUCAACAUGGUGAAGAAGCUGCCGAGCGACGAGCAGCUGAAGGAGACGGUGAAGGGUCUGCUGGAGGAGGCCAACCUGGAGGAGAUGACCAUGAAGCAGAUCUGCCAGAGGGUGUUCGACACCUUCCCCAACCAGGACCUGAGCGCCAAGAAGGACUUCAUUAAACAGACCGUCAAGUCUCUCAUCACAUGAAGACCGGAGGCAUCCGUCUCCACUUGUAGUUCCAUGUCUCUUGUUUUUCAGCUGAGCUUUGUUUUCUAUGCCUAAACUGACAGUUUUUUUAUUGAAGGCUUCUGUCAGGGUUUCUCUCGCAGAAUAAAGUUGUACAUUGAAAA
Molecule: messenger RNA, 1603 nt
Organism: Synchiropus splendidus (mandarinfish)
Lineage: Eukaryota; Metazoa; Chordata; Actinopteri; Syngnathiformes; Callionymidae
Gene: dek
Product: DEK proto-oncogene
Exons: 12
Coding region: 207-1460 (417 amino acids)
Biological process (GO): chromatin organization; regulation of double-strand break repair
Cellular component (GO): nucleus
Molecular function (GO): DNA binding; histone binding
Source: RefSeq, a predicted model, not a curated record